Molecule: messenger RNA, 1012 nt
Organism: Camelina sativa (false flax)
Lineage: Eukaryota; Viridiplantae; Streptophyta; Magnoliopsida; Brassicales; Brassicaceae
Source: RefSeq, a predicted model, not a curated record
ACANCAGACCAAGACUACCCCAUUGUAUAUCCCCAUUACCAGAUGCAUUUCCCUAAAGGUUUGGGUUCUUCAGAUGAUGUGUGUCCAUCUAUACUUGGUUUCAUCUGUACCAAAUCUAGGAAGCCGAUGAUCUGUAACCCUAGCACAGGACAGUACAUAUCUUUACCCGUAGCGACAACCAAGAGGAAUCUGAGUAGACCCUAUUUUGGGUAUGAUCCUAUCGGGAAAGUCUUCAUGGUAUUGAGCGUGUCUGAUGAUUAUGUGUGUCGAGUUUCAACAUUAGGAACGGGAGAAGUGACCUGGAAAAGGGUCGAAUGUUUGAUAACCCAUCAACCGUUACAUACUGAGGUAUGCAUUGAUGGGGUGUUAUAUUAUUUAGCUAAGCGCAUGGGCGAUGGAACUCCACCAGGUUAUAUGGUCGUAUGCUUUGAUGUUAAAUCGGAGAGGUUCAAGUUUCUGGAUGUUGAGUUACCAAUUUUGGGUUCAGCUCUCAUAAACUACAAAGGUAACUUGGGCAUAUUGUUUCCAGAUUCGGGUAUUAUAUAUGAAGGCACAGAAAGUUUGGAGCUGCGGGUUCUAGAGGCCGAUACUGAUGAGGUCAAAUGGUCGAAUACUGUCUACAUAUUGCCAUUUUACUGGAAGUAUGCAGUUUCACAUUCCUUCCUGUACAUUGCUGGGAUGACUAGUGCAGGUGAAAUUGUGUUGUCGACAAGCUUUCUAGUGGAGCCUUUCGAGGUGAUCUACUACAAUAUUGUGCAGAAUACCGUGGAAAGAAUUGAAAUCACUUUCGGAAUUGUAGAUAAGAAGGCUCCCUGCUCAAGGGUUUUGACUUUGAUAAACCAUGUAGAGAAUGUGGAGCUUAUGGAUUAGGAUCGUUUAUAACAUAUAGCUCCCCGACCUUCUAUAUAAGCUUGUCCUCUUAGUAGAUACACCCUUAUUGUUGUAUCCAUCUUGUAUCAAUGUUUGUUGAAACUUGUAAGCUUAUGUUCUAGCUAUUUGAAAUCUUUCUCUU